Messenger RNA from Strongyloides ratti, 1149 nucleotides. Its product is annotated as Protein Wnt-4. Gene Ontology annotation, biological process: cell fate commitment; canonical Wnt signaling pathway; multicellular organism development. The transcript is spliced from 3 exons. Bases 1 to 1149 code for a protein of 382 amino acids. NCBI's taxonomy places the organism in Eukaryota, Metazoa, Nematoda, Chromadorea, Rhabditida, Strongyloididae. The record is from RefSeq and is a predicted model, not a curated record. Gene Ontology annotation, cellular component: extracellular region. Gene Ontology annotation, molecular function: frizzled binding; cytokine activity.
AUGUUAGUUAAAUUUUUAUUAUUACUAAUAUUAUUUUUACUUCAAAAAAAUUUUUUAACAAAAUCAUAUAACUAUAAUGAUCAUAUUAAUGGAGAAUAUAGAAGAAAACAUUCAUUGGAUAUAGAAUAUUAUAGUCAAAAUAAUGUUAAUAAAAAUUUUGAUAAUAAUAAAUUUCCAUAUAAUAAUGAUAAUAUUAAUUAUAAAGUUGUACCAACAAUUCCUGAUAAAUUGUUACAAGGAUGUACACCUGAUAUUUUACAUGCAUCUAAUUAUAGACAAUUUCAAAUAGCUUGUAGAAGUCAUCCAUUUAUUGCUGUCUCUGCAUAUGAAGGAAUUCAGGAGGCAAUGAAUUUAUGUAGAGAAGAAAUGAGAUUUCAAAAUUGGGAUUGUAGUAUUAGUGGUACUGUUAUUCAUGAACCUAGUAUAUUAAGAUACGGUUAUAAAGAAUCAGCAUAUUUAUGGGCUUUAUCAGCAGCUGGAGCAUCGUGGGGUGUGGCAUCUGCCUGUGCUCAGGGAUGGUUAGAUGAAUGUAAAUGUAUUGAUGAUUAUGAAGAACCAAAUGGGCAACAAAAUUUUGAAUGGGGUGGUUGUACAUAUGGAGUACAAUUUGGUAUACAAACAAGUAGAAAAAUAUUAACAAGAACAGGAAAUAAUAAUUUAAGAAGUCCAUUAAAACGCCUAGAAAAACAUAAUUUAAAAGCAGGAAGAUUAGCUGUUAAAAAAACUUUAAUUUCAAGUUGUAAAUGUCAUGGAGUUAGUGGUAGUUGUCAACAGAAGACAUGUUGGAAGAAGACGGCUGAUUUAAGAGAAAUUGUAAAAUAUUUAACAGAAAAAUAUCAUAAAGCAAAAAGAGUUUUGAGUGAUGAUGUUAAACCUAAAAGUAAUGAUUUGAUAUAUAUUGAACCAAGUCCUGAUAUUUGUUCAUCUCUACAUAAUCAUCUUCAACAACGACGUUCAUUACCUCGUGUUUGUAAUUGGAGAAAUGAGACACAUUCUGAAGGAGACUGUGGUCGUUUAUGUUGUGGAAAAGGUUUUCGUGUUGAUCAUGAAGUUGUUACCUAUAAAUGUGACUGUAAAUUUAAAUGGUGUUGUAAUUUAGAAUGUAAUGAUUGUAUUUCACAUCGAUGGGUUUCAACAUGCAAUAAUUAA